AUGUUCAAACGACUUACCUAUCGGAAGCUUAAUAUACGUCUAUGAUUUGUAGAGAGAGGAAGCCUGCAAUAUAACGUAGGUAAACUAUUGCGGUAAAAUUCCAGUCAUCGAGUCCUGAACGUCUACGAUUUCCGCAGCGAUAUUAGAUUAGUAGUUACAGUUGCCACAGACAGCAGUGAACAACGAUGCAGAGCAGUUCAGAUGACAGUGAGGUAUCCGCGGGGUCAGAUGGACGGCUACAUCGUCUGUUGGAACUCCUUCUAGCAACUGAUGGAAAUCGUGAGUGCUUCGACUGUCUUUCUCGAGGUCCGACUUGGACGUCGUGGUCGCUUGGGUUGUUUCUAUGCAUUCGCUGUGCGGGACUACAUCGGGGUCUUGGGGUUCACGUUUCGCGCGUUAAAUCAGUUGGACUCGAUCACUGGACACCUCAACAAGUAGCUCGUCUAGUUCAGAUAGGCAAUGAACGUGGCCGUACGAUUUACGAGUCGAAACUGCCUUCAAAUUUUCAUCGGCCGACUGACCUUAAUGAACUGCGAGCCUUCAUACAAAUCAAGUACCUACAUCGAGUUUACGUGACACCCGGCUACCGAGAUCCACCUAUGCCGCCUUCCGAUUUGAGCAUUGAGCAGCUGGAAGCAAUCAUUGCAGAAUUCCUCAGGCAGUCAGCAAGAGCUAUCCGUGCCAUAGCACCAACGAAAGUUGCCGAAACGAGUCAGCAACGUCAUCAGAAGUUUUCAAGUGAUCUUGUCACGCUCGCAAACGACGAGAAGGUCCAGUCGCGAAACGGCGGAGCCGUAGAUCAAUAUGAAAGAAGGGUCAGGUUCCCGAUCAGCUCGACGAGCUCUACGCUGUUAAACGAAUCGACCCAAAGCGUCAUGAGUGAUCGACUGCUAAAGGAAAUACCUGGCACUGAUGAGGGUGAUCUGAUAGAAAACGAGACGCGUGUCGACGAAACGGCAGUUUUUCUGCCAAAUAUGGAUGAGGAUUGCGUGCUUAUUGAUCUCUAGGAAACACUAUCGCUUGUGGCACGAUCAUUCAUUUUGUUUUCAUUUUUUGAUUUUCUCACUUCUGUAAUAGAUUGUUUACUAGCUAUCACAAGCAACGAGAAAUUGCAGAAAGCCGAUUUCUGUUAGACUGAAGAAACUUAACGUGCACUGAACGUAACGGUGUACCUGAACAAAAGCAAAGAUAUACAUAAUAAUGGCUCCUGUAGGUUAUGCAGAAAAUAAUUUUAUAGCUAUGCCCAGUUUUCAUAGCUAACAAAGAUGCUCAUUUAUGUUUCAAAUAUGUCUUCUAGUGUCUUAUAUGCAGCUGCAUCGUUUACGGGUCAUCUAC
Molecule: messenger RNA, 1335 nt
Organism: Varroa destructor (honeybee mite)
Lineage: Eukaryota; Metazoa; Arthropoda; Arachnida; Mesostigmata; Varroidae
Cellular component (GO): cytoplasm
Molecular function (GO): GTPase activator activity
Source: RefSeq, a predicted model, not a curated record